AUGUCCACCCGCAAGAGAAAGCAAGAGGCCGAGGAGGAGGAAGAGCUUCAGGCUCUGCCCAGCGACGAGUCUGACGAGGAAGAGGAAUAUGAAGAGUCGGAAGCUGGCUCCGCCUUUGACGACGAGGAUGCCUCUGACGAAGAAGCUCCCCCGCCGAAGAAGAAGGCGCGCCAGACUCGCAAGAAGGACGACGACGAAGAGGAAGAUGAUGAAGAAGAGCCUGAGCCGGAAGACGAGGAUGAGGAAGCUGCGGUUGAACCUGGCGAUGAUGACGAUGGCGAUGAGGAUGCCGAUGUCAAGAAGCCUGCUGGCGCUGAGAAAGACCGCAAAGUCAAGCCUACAGACCUAGAGGACAAGGACGCUGUGCCCGUAGUCGCCGAUGAGGACGACGACGAGGAGUAA
Didymosphaeria variabile is the source of this 402-nucleotide messenger RNA. RefSeq lists its product as uncharacterized. Lineage: Eukaryota; Fungi; Ascomycota; Dothideomycetes; Pleosporales; Didymosphaeriaceae. Bases 1 to 402 code for a protein of 133 amino acids. The record is from RefSeq and is a predicted model, not a curated record. The transcript has 3 exons.